Orycteropus afer afer is the source of this 2349-nucleotide messenger RNA. RefSeq names its product L3MBTL histone methyl-lysine binding protein 3 (gene L3MBTL3). Lineage: Eukaryota; Metazoa; Chordata; Mammalia; Tubulidentata; Orycteropodidae. The transcript is spliced from 21 exons. Gene Ontology annotation, molecular function: protein binding; zinc ion binding. Bases 1 to 2349 code for a protein of 782 amino acids. Gene Ontology annotation, cellular component: nucleus. Gene Ontology annotation, biological process: regulation of DNA-templated transcription. The record is from RefSeq and is a predicted model, not a curated record.
AUGACUGAAUCUGCCUCUAGUACAAGUGGUCAAGAGUUUGAUGUAUUCAGUGUUAUGGACUGGAAAGAUGGAGUAGGCACGUUACCAGGAAGUGAUUUAAAGUUUCGAGUAAAUGAGUUUGGAGCCCUGGAAGUGAUUACAGAUGAGAGUGAGAUGGAAAAUGUUAAAAAAGCAACUGCCACCACCACUUGGAUGGUGCCAACUGCUCAAGAAGCCCCGACCUCUCCCCCGAGUUCCAGGCCCGUAUUUCCACCUGCCUACUGGACAUCUCCACCUGGAUGUCCCACAGUCUUUUCAGAGAAGACUGGGAUGCCUUUCAGGUUGAAGGAUCCAGUGAAAGUAGAAGGGCUUCAGUUCUGUGAGAACUGUUGUCAGUAUGGCAACGUAGAUGAGUGUCUUUCUGGAGGAAACUAUUGCAGCCAGAAUUGUGCUCGGCAUCUCAAGGACAAAGAUCAGAAAGAAGAAAGGGACAUAGGAGAAGACAAUGAAGAAGAAGAUCCUAAGUGUAGUCGGAAGAAAAAGCCAAAAUUAUCUUUGAAGGCUGACCCCAAGGAGGAUGGCGAAGAGAGAGAUGAUGAAAUGGAGAACAAACAAGAUGGGAGAAUCCUGAGAGGUUCACAAAGAGCCCGAAGGAAAAGACGGGGUGAUCCGGCUGUAUUAAAGCAGGGUUUGCCUGCUAAAGGAAAGAAAGCCUGGUGCUGGGCAUCCUACCUGGAGGAGGAAAAAGCUGUUGCCGUGCCAACAAAGCUGUUCAAAGAGUAUCAGUCCUUUCCAUAUAACAAAAAUGGGUUCAAGGUCGGCAUGAAACUAGAAGGUGUGGACCCCGAGCAUCAGUCUGUAUACUGUGUUCUCACAGUGGCUGAGGUUUGUGGGUACCGCAUAAAACUGCAUUUUGAUGGGCAUUCUGAUUGUUAUGACUUCUGGGUAAAUGCAGAUGCUUUGGAUAUUCACCCAGUUGGGUGGUGUGAGAAAACUGGCCAUAAACUUCAUGCACCAAAAGGAUAUAAAGAAGAAGAAUUUAAUUGGCAGACCUAUCUCAAAACAUGCAAAGCUCAAGCUGCUCCCAAGUCGUUAUUUGAAAACCAGAAUAUAACAGUGAUCCCAUCAGGCUUUCGAGUUGGAAUGAAGCUUGAAGCUGUAGACAAAAAGAACCCUGCAUUCAUCUGUGUUGCUACAGUAACAGAUAUGGUGGACAAUCGUUUCCUCGUGCAUUUUGACAACUGGGAUGAGAGCUAUGACUAUUGGUGUGAAGCAUCUAGUCCACACAUCCAUCCAGUUGGUUGGUGUAAAGAACACAGAAGAACCCUCAUUACUCCACCAGGUUACCCAAAUGUGAAACAUUUUUCUUGGGAUAAAUACUUAGAAGAAACCAAUUCUCUACCUGCUCCUGCAAGAGCAUUCAAAGUGAAACCUCCACAUGGAUUCCAGAAAAAAAUGAGGCUUGAAGUCGUAGACAAAAGAAAUCCCAUGUUUAUUAGAGUAGCAACUGUUGCAGACACGGAUGAUCACCGGAUAAAAGUUCACUUUGAUGGCUGGAAUAGUUGCUAUGACUACUGGAUAGAUGCAGAUUCUCCUGAUAUUCACCCCGUGGGCUGGUGUUCCAAAACUGGACAUCCUCUUCAGCCUCCUCUGAGCCCCUUAGAAUUAAUGGAAGCUUCCGAACACAGUGGCUGCUCAACACCAGGAUGUAAAGGGAUUGGCCAUUUUAAGAGAGCAAGGCAUCUGGGCCCUCACAGUGCUGCCAACUGUCCCUAUUCAGAAAUCAAUUUGAAUAAAGACCGUAUUUUCCCAGACCGAUUAAGUGGUGAGAUGCCUCCAGCUAGUCCAUCAUUUCCAAGAAAUAAAAGGACGGACACAAAUGAAAGCUCUUCAUCUCCUGAAACCAAAUACCAGCAUGAAGAAGAUGUCCCUGUCAAAGAAAACACUGAAGAGAGAACUGAAGGUGAAAUGAGGACAUCACAUGAAGCCAGAGGUACCCGAGAAGAACCAACUGUACAACAGGCACAGCGCCGGUCAGCUGUCUUUCUUUCCUUUAAGUCCCCAAUUCCAUGUCUGCCCUUGCGCUGGGAGCAGCAAAGCAAACUUCUUCCAACCGUAGCUGGCAUCCCUGCAAGUAAAGUUUCCAAAUGGAGCACAGAUGAGGUGUCAGAAUUCAUACAGAGCUUACCUGGGUGUGAAGAACAUGGAAAAGUAUUUAAAGAUGAACAAAUUGAUGGAGAAGCAUUUCUGCUUAUGACCCAAACGGACAUUGUUAAAAUUAUGAGCAUUAAGCUGGGUCCUGCUCUCAAAAUUUUCAAUUCUAUCCUGAUGUUCAAAGCUGCAGAAAAGAACUCUUACAAUGAACUUUGA